Molecule: messenger RNA, 2171 nt
Organism: Alnus glutinosa
Lineage: Eukaryota; Viridiplantae; Streptophyta; Magnoliopsida; Fagales; Betulaceae
Product: protein NRT1/ PTR FAMILY 5.10-like
Exons: 4
Coding region: 46-1893 (615 amino acids)
Biological process (GO): transmembrane transport; dipeptide transport
Cellular component (GO): membrane
Molecular function (GO): tripeptide transmembrane transporter activity; dipeptide transmembrane transporter activity
Source: RefSeq, a predicted model, not a curated record
AUAUUAUUACAAAAUACAAUAAAUUAUUUCAUUGCUUUUUUCUCGAUGGGACAAAAAUUUCAAUCUUUUGAUUCUUUUCAACACACACGCAAACGAUUCAGACGGACCUACAAAAUAAGGGGAAAGGGAAUGGGAAAGAUAUUUCGUACACAACUUUUCCUUUACGGCGUGUGGUUGGUCUCAAUUGAAAUGGCCAUCUCUACGAUCGAGGCCCCACUGCUAUCAGACACCGUCGAUGGCGCCGUUGACUACAAAGGCCGUCCGGUCCUCCGAUCAACCUUCAGCAGCUGGAGAUCCGCAUCCUUCAUCCUAGGUGUGGAAGUGGCGGAGAGGUUCGCGUAUAAUGGGAUCAACUGCAACCUCAUAACGUACCUGACUGGGCCGCUGGGGCAGUCCACGGUCACGGCGGCCGAGAACGUGAACGCGUGGUCUGGAACGGCGCAGCUGCUGCCUUUGUUGGGUGCAUUUGUCGCCGAUUCUUUUCUGGGGCGCUACCGCACCAUUAUUAUUGCCUCUCUCAUCUACAUCCUGGGACUAGGCUUGCUGACUCUGUCGGCUAUGCUUCCUACUGGCACCACUUCGGACUACGUAGACACCAAAAUCUCGCUAGGUUCUUCAAAUCAGCUGCAAGUAACCCUGUUCUUUGUAUCUCUGUAUCUUGUAGCCGUUGGGGAAGGUGGACACAAGCCUUGUGUUCAGGCUUUUGGAGCCGAUCAGUUUGAUGGGCAAGAUCCAGAGGAGUGCAAAGCCAGAAGCUCAUUCUUCAACUGGUGGUAUCUUGGUGUAUGUGGGGGUUCUGUAGUAACAAUUUUGGUCCUAACCUAUGUACAAGAGAACCUUAGCUGGGGUCUGGGAUUUGGGAUCCCCUGUAUAGUAAUGGUUGCUGCAUUGGGUGUUUUCUUGCUUGGUACCAGGACUUACCGGUAUACUACUAAAGGGGAUGAGAAAAACCCAUUUCUGAGAAUUGGUCGAGUGUUUGUAACCGCAGUUAGAAAUUGGCGGACUACUGCUUCGGCGAUCGCUUGUGAAGAGGAAGCUCACGGAACCCUGCCGCACCAUAGCUCUCAACAAUUCAAGUUCCUGAAUAAAGCUUUGCUGUCCCCAAAUGGUUCAAAAGAAGCUGGCAAGGUUUGUACUUUCAGUGAGGUUGAAGAAGCAAAGACAGUUCUAAGGCUUGUUCCCAUAUGGGUUACAAGCUUGGGAUACGCUAUUGCGUUUGCACAGAUCUCAACUUUCUUUACCAAGCAAGGUUCUACCAUGGAUAGAACAAUUUUUCCCGGCUUUGAAAUACCAGCUGCUUCGCUGCAAUGUCUUGUCUGCCUGUCCUCUGUUCUCCUCAUUCCCAUAUAUGACUGCAUCGCCGUUCCUAUUGCAAGGGCUUUCACGAGGAAACCCUCCGGCAUCACAAUGUUACAGAGAAUUGGAACCGGGAUGCUUAUAUCGGCGUUUAGCAUGGUAGUUGCAGCUCUAGUCGAAAUGGAAAGGCUGAAAACUGCUAAAGAAUAUGGGCUAGUUGAUAUGCCAGAUGUGACUGUUCCAAUGAGUGUGUGGUGGUUGGUUCCUCAAUAUGUCUUGUGGGGAGCUGCUGAUGUUUUCACCGUGGUUGGCCUCCAAGAGUUCUUCUAUGAUCAGGUCCCAACUGAUUUAAGGAGUGUGGGUCUCGCCCUCUGCCUCAGUACUAAUGGCAUUGGGAGCUUUUUAAGCAGCUUUCUAGUCUCUGUCAUUGAGGAAGCAACCGGCGGGAAUGGCCGAGAUAGCUGGUUUGCUGAUAAUCUUAACAGGGCACAUCUUGAUUACUUUUACUGGCUGCUUGCAGGAAUCAGUACAGUAGCAUUGGCUGCCUUCUUGUGUUGUGCAAAAUCUUACAUUUAUAAUAGGCCAAGUACAGUCUAGAUUCAGUCAUCAUCUUCCUUUCACUUCAAAUAUAUGGAGGGUUAAAACCCUAAAAUGCAGUGUCAGUAGGCUCUCAUUAUCGCUGCAGUAUAAUCCUUGCAAGAUGCAAGUAGCAUAUGGGAUGGGAGGCUUCUAUUGAAAGGUUAGUCAAAGUGUAUCUAUUUGUAAAUAAACUGUGUAAUCAUCAUUCUAUUAGAACUUUGUUAGGAACCUAUAUAAUAAUAAGCCAUUACAAUAAAUUAAGUCAUUUCCCUGCUAGGUUAGGAUUAUUUUCCUCU